Symbiodinium necroappetens is the source of this 1344-nucleotide messenger RNA. The record is from the annotation of a GenBank genome assembly. Lineage: Eukaryota; Dinophyceae; Suessiales; Symbiodiniaceae.
GUCGCACGUCUCCGAUUUGCUGAUCUGGAGCACACCUGGAUGCUGCUUUGCAACGCGAUCGAGAUUCCAGGGAGCCUUCAGGAGAUGAGUGGGGAGAAGUGCCCUGUCACGGCACGCUCUGGUACUUGCCCAGUCCAGCCGAAGCGAGCCAAGACCGAGGACUGGCUGGAGAGCAUCGUUCGACAAGUGGCAUCAAUUGUUGGUCGGCCAUGGAACGGGACGCCUGAGUAUGCCGAGCUCGUCCUCAACAACUGGUAUGUUUCGCCAAACGAUAUUACGAGCGAGGAUGAGUUGUUCGUCAUCAAUCGCCAGACCAUCCAGCAGGUUCAUCCCGUUUGUCGGUUUCUGGCGCUGCCCGACGAGGAGUGGCACCGGAAGCUGCACAUCCUCCUGGAGGCCGAGGGCGGCCGUGCAGUGGCUGCAGCCUACAGGUCUCUUCGGGCAGCUCUUCCAGCGAGAGAUAACGAUGGGGUGGGUGCAGCCCUGAACCAGUUGGCAGCCGACAUUGAUUCGCUCACAGAAUUCCAGCGGGACCAGUUCAAUCAGAAGGAUUGCCGAGGGGAAGCACUCAUGAUUUCGCGCCUGCGGAAGUAUUCCUACCCAGACCUUCAGAUGGAAGAGCUUGCCGUCUGGAUCUACACGGAAGGAAGUUCGCCGCUUCUUCCGGCUUUACACGCCAUUCUCGGCCUGCGCAAGCUGGACGGCAUUUCUGGGCCGUUACAGGAGCACUGGCAAAGCCAGGGUCGGCUGUGUAUGGCCGAAUCUCAUAGACAGUUUCUUGACUGCCUCGAAAGCGGGAUGUCAGUGCGCGCCUACUGCCUUCAAGUCUGGAGAUACCUGCCUGUGGAAACGAUCGCGGCGCUUGAAGAUGCGUUCAACAACUGUAUUGAGGCGCUUCUGAGAUACUGCUCUGUGCGGCAGAGGUUCGUCAGCCGAGUGCUGCCACGGGUUGGCCACAUUCAGACACUGAGUGCCAAGCAAGAGAACGUCAUUCGAGCAGGACGAUUGGCUUUGCUGCAGAUGCGGCGAGUUGCGGAUGCACAGCGCAUGCAGUGCCCGUUCCGCAAUUCGGACAUACUGUAUAAUUCCGACACGACGAUGCUGAAUCGAGUCUGCCCUUCCGCCAACCUCCAUACUGGUGCUAGAUAUAGAACAUGCGGAUCAGAGGCUAGAUCCGUAGAAGAUCAGCCGACAUGCCCGCAAGUUUCAAUAUCUGAUGAACAGAGCUGCGUUUCCAAAGACAAACGCGCUGCGAAUCACAAGGAGGGCACACGAAGCUGGGAAAGGGGCACGAUGCGGUGGAACAGGGAAGCCCGACCCGAAGUCAAGCCCGAAGCUUGGUAG